Messenger RNA from Myxocyprinus asiaticus (Chinese sucker), 481 nucleotides. It is a transcript of the gene fmc1, whose product is annotated as formation of mitochondrial complex V assembly factor 1 homolog. Bases 31 to 372 code for a protein of 113 amino acids. The transcript has 2 exons. Gene Ontology annotation, cellular component: mitochondrion. NCBI's taxonomy places the organism in Eukaryota, Metazoa, Chordata, Actinopteri, Cypriniformes, Catostomidae. The record is from RefSeq and is a predicted model, not a curated record.
UUGUUCGGUGUUCGACUGCUCUUGUCUGUCAUGAUGGCGGCGGUGAUGGUGACCUCUCCUCUGCGCGCGUGUCGAGGGAUAUUAAAGGAGAUCCGCUUCAGUAAAGGUCCCGAUUACAAACACACUCUGAUUUAUAAACACGUGUUGGAGCAGUUCAAGAAGAACCAGGUGACAGGUGCGCAGUACUGUCGUGCUCAUCAGGACGCUCUUCACGCCGCUCACAUGUAUCAGAGUCUGCUGGCGUCAACACGUCUUCACCUGCAGCUGCACGAGCUGUAUCACAAGCGUGGUGAGCGCCAAACGAACGAGGUGGCCAAAAUGGUGGGGCUCCGACUCCCGACACAACCUGGCGGCAAAGGCUGGGAGACAUGAAGACAAUGAGUGUGUGUGUGUGUGUGUGUGUGUGUGUGUUUAACUCUCUUGAUCUCUGUUAUAAGUAUCAGUGUGUGGAAAUAAUUAAAUAAAACCUGCUCUGAAGACA